Molecule: messenger RNA, 592 nt
Organism: Penaeus chinensis
Lineage: Eukaryota; Metazoa; Arthropoda; Malacostraca; Decapoda; Penaeidae
Product: coiled-coil domain-containing protein 22 homolog
Exons: 4
Coding region: 26-577 (183 amino acids)
Biological process (GO): positive regulation of ubiquitin-dependent protein catabolic process
Molecular function (GO): cullin family protein binding
Source: RefSeq, a predicted model, not a curated record
AUAUGGUCUUUAUUUUCAGGAAAACAUGGAAAUACAAUUAAUACCAUUGUACGAGGACAAAGAAAAUGUUCCAGAAUCUACAGAUAUCAUAGGGAUGCAGAGUACAAUACUGUCAUCCUUUGAGACAUCCAAGCAAAUGAUUGAUGUAAAAGUAAGUGAAGAAAACACCAAUGAGAACUCAGGGACCACAGCUGCUACCUCUGAGGAAAAGUUGCUCCAGAAGAGAGAGGAACAAGUGUCAAACUUGCAGUCUGAAAUUGCAGGUAUUAGAGACAAGAUUGAGCUGUCUACUCAAGGCAUGGAAAAGGCCAGUGCUCGGCUGAAAGAGCUUGUUGAUAAACUUGCUGAGGAGGAACGCGUCAAGGAAGAGAAGGUUGGAGAGCACAAGAUGAAAAAGAGAAUAUCGAAUCUUGUGCCGGAGUCAGAAUCCAAUAUUCAAAGGCUAAAGGAAGCCUUGAAGAAUAGUGAGGACAAAAUGGCACGUCUGAAGCAGCAGUGGGAGGCUCAUAGGCAGCCAUUGGAGGAACAGCUGUCGCAGCUUAAUCUUGAAGUGAAUAAGAAAAAGGUAUGGAUGUGAUAAAGUUUUGUAUAU